AAAAAAAUACUUAAUCAGAAAGUGAAAUUUGUGUGUGUAAUGAAAUGUAAAGAAAAUAUUUAAUGAUGAUGUGUGUUUUAUGAAAAGUAUAAUUUUUAUUAGAUAAUUGAAUGAAAAACUAUUUAGUGAAAAACAACUGUAAUGAUACGUCCGUCGAUGGCUGGUAGAAAAAAGUCCAAGUUGCGAAAAAUAAACCCUCGAUCCCAAUCAUUCACUACAACUAACGACAAUUCUCAUCAACCUAUUAAUAAUACUACUUCCACCACUUCGGAUACUUAUCUACUAACACUUACUAAGGAGCAACUUAAAACUGAGUGUAGACGCCGUGGUCAAAAAACAUCUGGAAGUAAAAUGGAUCUGCUCCAACGAUUAGGACACAGAAUGACAAGCAAUAAUGCGAGUAAUAAUACAAGUACAAAACGCAAAGAAGUAACUGCAGCUAAUGGUGAUAAAAAGAAUAUACUAUUAAAUAAUACACAAAUGAAACGAAACAAUUCACAAACAACAGUUGGUAGUGGGAGUACAUCAUCGUCACGAUCAGCGAGAUCGAAUCGUGUAAAUAAUGAGAGAAAUGAACGUGAAAAUCUUGUAUUGUGGAAAUCGCCGAUCAGAACGUUACAAUAUUCAUUUUAUGAAUUUAUUGAUUUAAUAGUUAAUUAUGGAAAAAAACUUUUAUAUUAUCGAACUAGAGUUUUGUUAAUCAUUUUAGUCGUGUCAAUACUCACAUAUUCAUUAUCGUCAGAACAUUAUUUAAAAUGUUUAACAUGGUCAUUAUAUUGGAUAGGUCUUGGUAUAUUAUCAUCUGUAGGUUUUGGUACAGGCCUUCAUACUUUUAUACUAUAUUUAGGUCCACACAUUGCCAAAGUAACGCUUGCCGCAUAUGAAUGUAAUGCAUUAAAUUUCCCAUCACCUCCAUACCCAGAUGAAAUAAUAUGUCCUGAUAAUCCAGAUUUAUCAAAUCCACCCUCCAUUUUAAGCAUAAUGGCUAAAGUAAGAGUUGAAGCAAUGCUUUGGGGUGCAGGUACAGCUCUUGGAGAACUACCACCAUAUUUUAUGGCAAGAGCAGCACGAUUAUCGGGUACCCCAUCAGAGGAAGAAGAGGAUUUAAUAGAAUUUCAAGAAUUGCAAAGAAAACAAAAUGAAAAUCCAGAAAGUUUAACAUUUGUUGAAAAACUUAAAACGUCAGUUGAAAUUCUAGUCCGAAAAGUUGGAUUUUUUGGUAUUUUAGCAGCUGCAAGCAUUCCAAACCCAUUAUUUGAUUUAGCUGGUAUGACUUGUGGUCACUUUUUGAUACCAUUUUGGACAUUUUUUGGUGCAACAUUAAUUGGCAAAGCUAUCAUAAAAAUGCAUAUACAAAAAUUAGGUGUAAUUAUUGCAUUUAAUGAAGUAUUAGUUGAAAAAUUUAUACAGGCAAUUGCCAUUAUACCAAUAAUUGGUAAUAAAUUACAAGAACCAAUUAGAAAUGUAUUUAAAAGUCAAAAGGCAAAAUUACAUAAUCGUGUUGACGAAGCUGCCAGUGCAAAUUUAGUUGGUUGGUUAUUUGAGAAAUUAGUCUUUCUUAUGAUUUUAUAUUUUGUAGUGUCAAUAAUACAUUCACUUGCCCAAGUACAUCAUAAAAAAUUACAUAGUAAAAAAGGAAAUCAAACAGAUGCAACCAAAAAAGUUGCUGUAGAAUAAUUUAUAACAUUUAUACAUAAAUUGGUGUCAAAUAUUUGUAUGUACU
Molecule: messenger RNA, 1723 nt
Organism: Chrysoperla carnea
Lineage: Eukaryota; Metazoa; Arthropoda; Insecta; Neuroptera; Chrysopidae
Gene: Tango5
Product: vacuole membrane protein 1
Exons: 6
Coding region: 142-1677 (511 amino acids)
Source: RefSeq, a predicted model, not a curated record